AUGGCAGAGCAGAGGAGAGCGAGGACUGCUGGAGCAACUGGCAACAGGGACCAUAUCACCAGCAGCACCCUGCACACCCACAGCCACACAACCGAUGUAAAGAGGUAUCGUCCUGGUGAAUCUGGUUUCACCAACAACCAGAGGCUCGUUCUUGGAUACCAGCCGAGUUUGGACCUCGUGGACAACCCUCAAUACGGGUCACUUCUAUUCGACAACUAUAACACGGAGACCAAAUGUCAGUACCAGCCCUAUGCUCACCACGAUGGUUCUGGGUUCAGCUUCAAUGACAAAAACAAACAAAGUGGAUUCUACCAGCUGAACGGGCCCCAGAAGCCACAGUCCCGGUACCAGACGACUGAAUUCCAAGCCGUGUACGUGGAACAUCCUCUGGCACCAACAGUGCCUCAAAGUGUGGUUGAUCAUGGAAAGCAUUCAGGAUCAGGAUUCACGAAAGGAGAGGACCUGCAGAUCAACACCUUUAUGAGCAAAACGUGUCCCCCGAUUGAGCCGCGAUACACACACUCGUCUAUAAUGAGGACCGACUUCCAGAGACCUCGUUUGCAGCGGCCAGAAGUCAUCCCCAACCUGAGCAGCCAUUCGAGCCGAGACACGGGCUACAGCCGAGGCCCCGCUUUGGGCAAGUCCGAGCUCCCCGCGGCCUUCUCCACGCCGGACUCAAGCCCCCGAACUCCUGAAGACGAUGGGGAAAAAGGAGCCAUCAGGGUUUCUCCACAAUGCCCCGAGCGACAGGACCUUUCCUCUUUCUCCAUUGCCCAGCUCGCACUUUCUCACACAUUAUAA
Molecule: messenger RNA, 801 nt
Organism: Knipowitschia caucasica
Lineage: Eukaryota; Metazoa; Chordata; Actinopteri; Gobiiformes; Gobiidae
Source: the annotation of a GenBank genome assembly